Messenger RNA from Nicotiana tabacum (common tobacco), 696 nucleotides. The record is from RefSeq and is a predicted model, not a curated record. NCBI's taxonomy places the organism in Eukaryota, Viridiplantae, Streptophyta, Magnoliopsida, Solanales, Solanaceae.
AUGGCGUAUAGAUUGCUCAAUUCCUUGUAUGGACUCAAGCAAUCAUCUAGGCGGUGGAACAUUAAGUUAAUUGAAGCCUUGAUUGGUGCAUGUUUCACUCAAUGUAAUCAUGACUACUCUUUGUUCACCAUGAGAAAGGGUGAGGAUGUGGUGAUUAUUUUUGUAUAUGUAGAUGAUCUACUUAUAACAAGAAGUAGAAAUGAACUUGUGAGUGUCGCUAAAAGCAUACUGCAUGACAAGUUCAAAAUAAAAUACCUAGGGGAGCUUAAGUACUUCCUGAGCAUAGAAGUCCUAAGAUCACAACAAUGCAUUUUAUUGAAUCAAAGGAAAUAUGUACUUGAGUUGAUUUCAGUAAUGAGACUCGGUGGAGCAAAGCCUUCUGCCACACCACUGGAGACAAACUACAACUUGACUACUAUGGAAUAUGAUAAGGUAGUGGGAACAACAAAAGACUUGCCUUUGCAGGAUGUUUGUGCUAAUCAGAGAUUGUUAGGGAAGCUGCUAUAUAUGACUAUCACCAGACCUAAUACUAGCUACACAGUGCAGACACUAAGUCAAUUCAUGCAAAUGCCUAUACAAUUACAUUGGGAAGCUGCAAUCAGAGUGGUUAAGUAUCUUAAGAAUGCACCUGGUCUAGGUGUGUUUAUGAAGGCAGAACCAACACAACAUCUUACUUGUUGGUGUAAUUCUGACUAG